AUGCGUUAUACACCAUUAUUUCCUUAUUUUACUAACGUAAAAACAGCAUUUCGUAUAUUAUAUGAUGAUUAUGUAACAGAAGAGAAUGGUGCAGGUGUUGUUCAUCAAGCUUCUUUUUUUGGAGAAGAUGAUAUUCGUAUUUGUAUUGCAAAUGAUACUAUUAAUAAAGAUACAGGAUCUGUUAUUUAUCCAAUUGAUACUCAAUGUCGAUUUAUUGAUGAAGUUAAAGUAGAAGUGAGAAUCAAUAUUAGUUGUCGUGAAAUUAGCACUAUCAUUGGUAUUUCGAAAUCAUCUGUUCAACGUGCUUUAAAACGAUAUGAAGAAACAGGUGAAUUUCAAGAUCGACCAUGUGCCGGUAGACCAAAAAAAUUAAAUGAACGAAAUAUCCGUAUACUUAAUUGGUGUUUGGAUUAUUCAAAUUGGACUAUUAAUCAAUGGAAAAAUAUAAUAUUUUGUGAUGAAAUAUGUUUUUACGUAAUAAAACGUAAAAAUAAAACAAAAAUAUGGCGUACAAAAGAUGAACGUUGGAAAGAAAGUUGUAUGCAUGUGGCAGCUGCAGGUGGUGGUGGUCGUGUAAAUUUUUAUGGUACUAUCACUUCUGAUGGAACUGGUUGUUUUCGAAUUUACAAUGAAAAUACUAAUAGUGAUGUUUAUUGUGAUAUUUUAGAUAAUUAUUUAAUUCCAAUAGUCCAAUUAUAUCAAAUGGAAAAUAAUUAUUUUUACCAACAUGACAAUUCCAAAUAUCAUCUAUCGAAACAAACUCAAAUGAAAUUUCAUGAAUUAGGUGUUAAAGUAUUAAAAUGGCCCAGUAAAAGUCCGGAUCUCAAUCCUAUUGAAUCAUUAUGGACCGUUAUAGAUAAUAAAUUAAAAUCUAAGUCACUCUCGUCGGUAAAAGAAUUAAUUGAAGCUUUAUCAAAGGCAUGGUUAUCAAUAACACCACAAUUAUGUCAAAAACUUGUAUUUUCAAUGCCACGUUGA
Molecule: messenger RNA, 978 nt
Organism: Rotaria sordida
Lineage: Eukaryota; Metazoa; Rotifera; Eurotatoria; Philodinida; Philodinidae
Source: the annotation of a GenBank genome assembly